AUGACGGGUCUCAUGGACCUCCCGGUGGAAAUCCUGACCAUCAUCUUUCACCAACUUCAAGAUAUCAGAACCGUCUUGUCCUUAUCGGCGACCUGUAGUGAACUCCAGCAGAUCUGGCGCCGCAGUACCACCUCCAUCACCUCCGCGGCGCUCCCUUUCACACAUGAUCACCUGCUAGCUUUUCUCGAAUUGGCCAAACUCGAGGCAGCAACUACGCACGGAAAGACAUCAUUAACAUCGUCGUCGUCGCGGGAAAAAGGGGAGGAGGAUAACGAUGAUGAUGAUGAUGUUGAUGAUGAUGAUGAUGAUGAUGAUGAUGACCUCGACCUCAACGCCUCAAUGCGCAAGUUCCUCUCCUCAAUCGAACCAUCCGCCUUCGCCAUCACCACCAUCCUCCAAGCCUGGGCGAGCCAAGCCAUCUACGAGGUCAACCCUCGCGUCCUCCUCGGCUACCAAUCCACCAUGGGCUACCUCUACUGGGAAGACGGAAACCUGGCCGAUGGAUGUGGCCCGAUCCCAGACUUCCACGAUUGCGCCCGCCACUUCCUCCUGCUGCGGCGGUUGAGCGCCGCCUACGAGCACCCCCUCACCCGCCCGGCCGUCUACGCCGACCUGCACGGCCUCUCGCCGGCUGCCUUCGACAUCUUCUACCGCGUGGUCAAAUUCUUCGAGGACGACUCCCUCGCGCCGCAUUACCCCCGCAUGGGCAUCGGCCCCGUCGAGGACGAGCCGACGUGGAAAUCAUGGGACCACCUGCGGGUGGAACCCAGCGAGAGCGUCCUGCCCAUGGCCUGGGACUUCGCCGUCCACGUUGCCGUCCUGGAGUCCCUGUGGCGGCCCGUCACCGACGAUUCCCCCUUUGAGGAAUCCUUCCUCCUCGAGGCCUGGGAGGGCUUCGUGGUGGAGUUCGGGCGGAAGUGUGCAAGACUGUUGUUCGGUGAUGCCGGCAUCCCGUGGACGGAGGAGAGAAGGGCGGCUGCGCGGAGGAGGAGCUAG
Molecule: messenger RNA, 996 nt
Organism: Dissoconium aciculare CBS 342.82
Lineage: Eukaryota; Fungi; Ascomycota; Dothideomycetes; Mycosphaerellales; Dissoconiaceae
Exons: 1
Coding region: 1-996 (331 amino acids)
Molecular function (GO): protein binding
Source: RefSeq, a predicted model, not a curated record